Molecule: messenger RNA, 2994 nt
Organism: Harpia harpyja (harpy eagle)
Lineage: Eukaryota; Metazoa; Chordata; Aves; Accipitriformes; Accipitridae
Gene: IL1RAPL1
Product: interleukin 1 receptor accessory protein like 1
Exons: 11
Coding region: 226-2316 (696 amino acids)
Biological process (GO): signal transduction; negative regulation of exocytosis
Source: RefSeq, a predicted model, not a curated record
CGCCGAAGUCUGUAUGGAAUUACCUGCGCCCGCGGCGGAGCUGGCAGCGGUGGAUGGAUGGGCGCCGCGUCCGCGGCACUGGCGGCCAGCUCAGCCCCAGGAGUAAACACGGGGCUUCUCCGGCCGAGUGCGCAGAGUGGUGACCGGCACUCGCCUCGCUGACGGAUCGCACCGGAGGGAUAUUUCGGGAGACUCCUGUGGGAAGCAGUCACGGAAAGACAGAAGAUGAAAGCUCCUAUUCCUAACUUGAUUCUCUUGUAUGCUACUCUAACUCAGAGCUUGAAGGUUGUGACCAAAAGGGGAUCAGCUGAUGGAUGCACUGACUGGUCUGUGGAUUACAAGAAAUAUCAAGUUCUAGUGGGAGAACCUGUUCGUAUAAAAUGUGCACUCUUUUAUGGAUAUAUUAGAGCUAAUUACUCCCUAGCCCAAAGUGCUGGACUUAGUUUGAUGUGGUACAAAAGCUCUGGACCCGGAGAUUUUGAGGAACCUAUAGCUUUUGAUGGAACUAGAAUGAGCAAAGAAGAAGACUCCAUUUGGUUCCGACCGACAGUGGUACAAGACAGCGGGCUUUAUGCGUGUGUUAUAAGAAACUCAACUUACUGUAUGAAAGUGUCCAUUUCACUGACAGUGGGUGAAAAUGACACCGGACUCUGCUACAAUUCAAAGAUGAAAUAUUUUGAAAAAGCUGAACUUAGCAAAAGCAAGGAAAUCUCAUGCCCUGAAAUUGAGGAUUUUUUAUUUCCAUUUAGGGAGCCUGAAAUUCUGUGGUAUAAGGAAUGCAAGUCAAAGACAUGGAGAUCAAGUAUUGUGUUUAAAAAGGACACUCUUGUCAUUCGGGAAGUUAGAGAGGAUGACAUUGGAAAUUACACUUGUGAGUUAAAAUAUGGAUACUUUGUUGUCAGAAGAACUACGGAAUUAACCGUUACAGCACCACUAACAGAUAAACCACCAAAGCUUUUACACCCCUUGGAGAGUAAGCUAACAAUUCAGGAGACCCAGUUAGGCGGUUCUGCUAAUCUAACCUGCCGAGCUUUCUUUGGAUAUAGUGGAGAUGUCAGUCCUUUAAUCUACUGGAUGAAAGGGGAGAAGUUUAUUGAGGACUUGGAUGAUAGUCGAGUCUGGGAAAGUGACAUCAGGGUUCUCAAGGAGCAUCUUGGGGAGCAGGAGGUUUCCAUCUCGUUGAUUGUUGACUCUGUGGAAGAGGCAGACCUGGGGAAUUACUCGUGCUACGUCGAGAAUGGAAAUGGACGCCGACAUGCCAGUAUUCUUCUACAUAAAAGGGAGCUGAUGUACACAGUUGAGCUUGCUGGUGGGCUUGGUGCUAUUCUGCUGCUGCUUGUUUGUUUAGUGACUAUCUACAAGUGUUACAAGAUAGAGAUUAUGCUCUUCUACAGGAAUCAUUUUGGAGCUGAAGAACUAGAUGGAGACAACAAAGACUAUGAUGCAUAUCUAUCUUAUACCAAAGUGGAUCCUGACCAGUGGAAUCAAGAAACUGGAGAAGAAGAAAGAUUUGCUCUUGAGAUCCUACCAGAUAUGCUUGAAAAGCAUUAUGGAUACAAGUUGUUCAUACCAGACAGAGAUUUGAUUCCCACGGGAACCUACAUUGAAGACGUGGCAAGAUGUGUAGACCAAAGCAAGCGACUGAUCAUCGUCAUGACUCCAAAUUAUGUGGUAAGAAGAGGCUGGAGCAUCUUUGAACUGGAAACGCGGCUUCGAAACAUGUUAGUCACGGGCGAAAUCAAAGUGAUACUGAUUGAAUGCAGUGAACUACGAGGAGUUAUGAACUACCAGGAGGUCGAGGCCCUGAAACAUACCAUCAAGCUCCUCACUGUCAUUAAAUGGCACGGACCAAAAUGCAACAAGUUGAAUUCCAAGUUCUGGAAACGUUUACAGUACGAAAUGCCUUUUAAGAGGAUUGAACCCAUCACACACGAGCAGGUUUUAGAUGUCAGUGAGCAGGGGCCCUUUGGGGAACUGCAGACAGUCUCCGCAAUUUCCAUGGCUGCUGCCACCUCCACUGCUCUUGCCACUGCCCAUCCGGACCUGCGCUCCACCUUUCAUAACACAUAUCAUUCACAGAUGCGCCAGAAACACUAUUAUCGAAGCUAUGAAUACGAUGUACCUCCUACCGGCACCCUGCCGCUUACCUCAAUAGGUAACCAGCAUACCUACUGCAACAUCCCUAUGACACUUAUAAACGGUCAGCGGCCACAGACAAAAACUAACAGGGAGCAGAAUCCCGAAGAGGCUCACACAAACAGUGCGAUUCUGCCCCUCUUGCCACGGGAGACCAGUAUAUCGAGUGUCAUUUGGUGACCGAAAUGCAAGGGGCCGUCAACCCCCUUGAGUAGGAGCUGAGUCUGCAGUCCAGUGCCUGGAACUACAUCCUCGACUGCUGCUGUUAAACAUGCAUUACAAUCGAUAACAUACGAGGAAAAACAGGGUCUUGUACAUAUGGUUUUUGCAAUUUCUUUGUAGCAUCAGUCUUCCUGUUUUACCCAUGUCUCUUCCCAUUCACAUUUUCGACUUUGUUUUAUAUGUCAUUGGAAUUUGUAUAUUUACAUUUUUUUAAAUGAAGAGACUGCUGUAUAGAUAGGAAACUUUUUUGCUUCAUUAGUAUAGUUUUAGACUUUUGGUUUGUUUGGUUUUAACCUUUCUUGGGAAUGCUUGGACAAAGCUAUGUUGAUAUCAGAAGCACCAUCCAUUUUGUUGGCCUGCCUAGCCUGAUUCCUGAAGGCCAUGCCUGCUGCAGUUCACCUCUUUUGGAGAAUAUUUGUUCUUAGAAGGACCCCAUCCCUCACUGAGAGCUCCAGUUUCGUUUCUACUCCCGUAAUGUACACUGCUCCUUCCCCGCCCUUACAAUGAUCCCCGUUCGGGGUAACACUACAGUCUGAUCAUCUAACAUGUAACUUGGUAGAUACCUGUCAAACAACAGAAUAUACCCAAUCUGUAUCGGUUGCUUCACAGUAGUCACUACAGAGUGUGUAGAAACUA